AUGGCUUCCGAGACAAGUUCAUUUUUACAACACCCCGUCAUUGGACACAUUCGCGUUAGAGAUGGCGAUGGGGUCGUCCAAUGCCUCGGUCUCAAGUAUGCUUCUCUCGAAAAUCGAUUCGCUGACGCGCAAAUCAUGGAUUACCCCAGCGAGGGCCAUCUUACGGCUACAAGGCACGGUCCGCCCGUCAUCAUGCCACAUGGAGCUGUUGACUUUGAAAUGGAGUUGAUUCAACAGGCCGUCCCCAAGUUUGAUGUUCCUCCCAUGUCCGACCUGGAUGGUUUGAACCUGAACAUCACCUUGCCAAAGGACUGCAACGAGGGCUCCAUCCCUCGACUCCCAGUGUUGGUAUUUGUCCACGGUGGCAGCUUCACCUUCGGGUCUAGCUCUUACCCUCAUUACGAUCAAAGCCGAAUUGUCAAGUUGUCAAGAGAGAUGGGGUUCUUGACUUCGAAAGAGCUUUCAGAUGCGGGCUUCAAGCCUAAUCGUGGCCUCCGAGACCAGACAGUUGCACUACGGUGGAUAAAGAAAUACAUUACUGGGUUUGGAGGCGACCCUGAUCAGAUCACACUCGUCGGGCAAAGUGCUGGCGCAGCGUCGGUCGACUUCCAUAUGCAAUCCGAGGAAGCCUUGUUCAGCCAAGCAAUUCUGUUUGGAGGCUCCUCUGUCCUAUUAAAACCGCUUGAGCCAGAGGCAGCUGAAUCCAUCUACAGCUCUGCCAUUCAGGCACUAGCUCUGGACGAGCAGUCUCCUGAAGGUCGGAUCAAGUCCCUAUUGAGCAUUCCGGCAGAGCUUAUGCUGUCCAGUGCUUCAAAGGAAAUGAUUGCAGCUGGUCCUACAGUUGAUCAUGACCUGAUCGCGGUCGCAGCAACUCUUGGAGACACCAAUGACAUGGUUGAAUCUCCAAUGUCCCGCAAUCGAUGGUGCAAAAGAUUGUUUUCCAUCGAUAGCCAGUUUGAUGCAUCCAUUUUUGACAUCCUCAACCUCCGCGCCCGCCAACAAGGCAUCACAACAAACUUCCGAACUCAUUUGAUCAAGACCUUGGGGAAAACAGAGACUUCUAGAGUUUUGGACCACUACAACAUACGUGACGACACGCCGGAUGAAGAAUCCUUGCUCAGCAUCGCUCAAGCCAUCACCGAUGUCGGCUACUACGCCCUAUCUGUGAAAUAUGCCGAGUCAUUUCCGGGAGAUUCCGUUCUGGGUCACUUCAACGAGCCAAACCCGUGGGAUGGUGUUCACGCUGGUCGAGCGAAUCAUAUCCUUGAUAUCGCCUAUCUCUUUGGCAACUAUGAGGGGAGAUAUGGCCCCCAGAACAAACUUGUGGCUAGAUCACUGGCUGAAGACGUUCUGUCGUUUGUACACAGAGUGGAUGGCUUGCCGGCUUUUGGCGUGGAGAAGAAAGUGAUAGUGUAUGGGCCAGGGAUUGGCGGUAUGUCUAGACAGAUCUUGAGAUGGGAUGAUGGAGCAGCCAUGAGAAACGGUACCAUAUUCGAGCUAGCAAAGGAAGCGGGGGGUCUUGGUAAACUGCUGCAGGCCCUCCUCAGCUUCUGUUAA
This is a messenger RNA of Fusarium falciforme, 1557 nucleotides long. RefSeq names its product Carboxylic ester hydrolase. The transcript has 5 exons. The record is from RefSeq and is a predicted model, not a curated record. The coding region runs from base 1 to 1557 and encodes 518 amino acids. NCBI's taxonomy places the organism in Eukaryota, Fungi, Ascomycota, Sordariomycetes, Hypocreales, Nectriaceae.